Messenger RNA from Mugil cephalus (flathead mullet), 1222 nucleotides. RefSeq names its product polypyrimidine tract-binding protein 2-like. The transcript is spliced from 12 exons. Gene Ontology annotation, biological process: mRNA processing; regulation of RNA splicing. Bases 110 to 1156 code for a protein of 348 amino acids. The record is from RefSeq and is a predicted model, not a curated record. Lineage: Eukaryota; Metazoa; Chordata; Actinopteri; Mugiliformes; Mugilidae. Gene Ontology annotation, molecular function: mRNA binding. Gene Ontology annotation, cellular component: nucleus.
GUUACGGUUGGUUGCCAAUAACGCGGAGACAAGAAGAAGAAGAACGCCCAUUUUGCUCACGCUGUCACUGCUGCUGACAUAUCAACAGACAAGAGGACAAAGAGCUGCAAUGGACGGUGAUGUUGCAGUUGGUGUGAAGAGAGGCUCAGAUGAGCUCAGCAUGUACGGUAGCAGCCCCAACUCUGUGACGGCGAACGGCAGUGACAGUAAGAAACAACGUCUGGAGGAAUCACCCCCCUCCAGAGUGCUCCACAUCAGAAAACUUCCCAGUGAAGUGUCAGAGACUGAAGUCAUUGCUCUGGGACUGCCCUUUGGGAAGGUCACCAAUAUACUGAUGCUGAAGGGGAAAAACCAGGCUUUUCUGGAAUUGGGUACAGAAGAAGCAGCCAUUACUAUGGUGAACUACUAUACAGCUGUCACACCACAGGUCAGAAACACUCCUGUCUUCAUUCAGUAUUCCAACCAUAAGGAACUUAAAACAGACUCGGCUCUGAACCAGAGAGCCCAGGCUGUGCUGCAGGCAGUGUCAGCAGUUCAGGAUGGAAGCUCUCCAUCUUCUGACCCAGGUGUUUUAGACCUGGCUCCACCCCCCAGUCCUGUCCUGCGAAUUAUCAUUGACAACAUGUUUUAUCCUGUGACACUGGAUGUUCUACAACAGAUCUUCAGUAAGUUUGGAACCGUAAUGAAGAUUAUAACCUUCACCAAGAACAACCAGUUUCAGGCUCUUCUGCAGUUCAGUGACCCCGUCAAUGCACAACAAGCCAAACUGUCUUUAGAUGGACAGAACAUCUAUAAUUCAUGCUGUACUCUGCGAAUAGACUUCAGUAAACUGGUCAACCUUAAUGUCAAAUACAACAAUGAUAAGAGUCGAGACUACACCAGACCUGACCUCCCCACAGGAGACGGAGAGUCAACAAACAAGGAUCAUUCUUUAUUGGGUACCCCAUCUGGAGCACUAGCUUCCUACUCUAGUGGAGGAGGUUACUCAUCAUCUCUCUCCCUCUCGCAGGGUGGAGGAGCCAUUAGUCCCCUAAGUGCUGCUGCAGCUGCAGCAGCUGCUGCAGGUCGUGUUGCUCUGUCGGGCUCCGGAGUGUCAGGGGUCCUGUUGGCAUCCAACCUAAAUGAAGAGGGGUCUAUGGUGAUGUGCAGAGGGUGAAGAUCCUUUACAACAAAAAGGACAGCGCUCUGAUCCAGCUGUCUGAUGGUAACCAGGCUCAGCUUG